AUGACCAAUCCAAGUUCACCACCAAUUGCUUCAUCAACUAAUCAUAAUUCAACAACAUCAACAAUGUCAUCAACUAGUUUUGCAAACUAUUAUGAUUCGACUACAGCUGCAGCUGCUGCCGCUGCUGCUGCUGCAUACUAUCCGCCUUUACCUCCAUCAUCAGCAACAAAUCGAUUAGGACAACCAUCGUCCGGAUCCGUAUCAUCCUAUGGUGUUCAUCAAACAAAUCCGUAUGCGAAUUAUGGUGAUCCCUAUCAUCUAUUAUCACGUCCACCGGCUGCUUAUCCAUAUGCCAUGUCAUCAGUUAAUUCAAAAGAAUUGGCCAAACCAGCUAUGAGUUAUAUUGCACUCAUCACAGCAGCUAUUCAAAAUAGUCCAGAUCAAAAAUGCACUUUAAAUGGUAUUUAUCAAUAUAUUAUGGAUCAAUAUCCAUAUUAUCGAGAAAAUAAACAAGGUUGGCAGAAUUCAAUUCGACAUAAUUUAUCAUUAAACGAUUGCUUUGUUAAAGUUGCACGAGAUGAUAAACGACCAGGGAAAGGAUCCUAUUGGAUGCUUCAUCCUGAUUCACACAAUAUGUUUGAUAAUGGUUCAUUUUUACGACGACGACGUCGUUUUAAACAAGAAUCAAAUAAUCUUCAUCGACAUCAACAAUCUGGUGGAGGACGACAACGAGGUCAAUUACAUCAACGAAAUUCACCCAAUUUAAUUAGUCCAACAUCAACAACAAAUAGUCCUCUCGAUCCACGUCCCAAUGGUACAAAAGUUAGUCGUUCUCGAAAUCAAGGAUCGAAUUCAAUUGGUAAAGAAUCCACUACUGACGACACAGAAUGUACAGAGUCACCAAGAAAGAAACAUGCUGGUGGAUAUACAACUCCAAAAAUGGAACCGGUGGAAGCCAGUGAGUCAGGUGAUCAUCUAUUAACUUAUGGUUUACCAUCGUCAUCGAAAACUCCACCAAUGACUAAUAGUUUAUCGACAACAUUACCAAAUUUUAAUUUCAUCGAUCCCAUGACAAUGGCGGCUGUUAUCUAUGAACAAACUGGUGGUACAUCUACAACAUCCAAUUCAUCCAAUUCUUCAUCAACAUCAUCAACUAAUUUUCGUUGUACAGACUCAAUAACAACAUCAAGUUCAGUUUCAUUGGCUGCUGCUUAUGCAGCUGCAUCUUCAAAUUAUUCAUCAUCGUCAUUAAAUGGAAAUAAUAAAACCAAUCAUCUUCAUUCACACCAUCACAUUCAAAAUGGUAAUAAUAAUCAUCAUCAUAAUGGACAACAUCUUUAUUCACCGAAUAAUGAUUAUGGUUCGUCUUCUGUAACAGCAUCAAAUGGAUAUUGGCCAUAUUCGACUCAGCCAUACUUUUCUGGCGCGACAAGACAGUAUAUGGUAACUCAGCCACCUUCAUCAUGCCCAAUAACACCAUCAGGAGUGUCUGACACAUCUUCAUCGCCUUCUCAACAAGACUUAUCCUAUCAUACGCAUGGUUCAUAUCCACAUAUGCAAAAAAUGGUUGGAAAUUAUCCGACUAGCUAUGACUUUUACCAACAACAUAAUACUAAAUACUGUUGA
Rotaria socialis is the source of this 1566-nucleotide messenger RNA. The record is from the annotation of a GenBank genome assembly. NCBI's taxonomy places the organism in Eukaryota, Metazoa, Rotifera, Eurotatoria, Philodinida, Philodinidae.